Molecule: messenger RNA, 3970 nt
Organism: Malaya genurostris
Lineage: Eukaryota; Metazoa; Arthropoda; Insecta; Diptera; Culicidae
Product: chaperone protein dnaK3
Exons: 2
Coding region: 482-3874 (1130 amino acids)
Cellular component (GO): recycling endosome
Molecular function (GO): guanyl-nucleotide exchange factor activity; ATP-dependent protein folding chaperone; ATP binding
Source: RefSeq, a predicted model, not a curated record
AGGCGAAUGUCAUUUUUCAAUCGUACAGCCCAUUAGUGAGAGGAAAGUGAUUGUUUCUGCGAUAAAACAGUGCUUUUUUGGAUUUUAUUAUCAAAAUAAGAAACAAUUUCGGUUGCAUUUAAUACGUAAGGAUAGUAGCUUCCAUUGAACACUAGAAAUUCUUGCGUUCUUUUCGGGAAAAGGUGUGUCGCGGAUGUAAAAUGAAUCGAAGGUGAAAGUGCUUCGAGCGAGGGCAGUGGAAAAAUCUUGCCUCGACUUCUCCACCUCUGGUGGGGGCUGCUCAUGUUCAAACAAAAACAUUUCCUGCUCGUGUUGUGUGAACGCUGUAGUAUGGGAAAAAUUUGAAAUCGAAUCGCACUGCCGUAGGAAGUAAUCAUCUCUAAACAGCUCCAGGCAGAUGGUCGCCAGUAGUUCCGAAACAAUGGUAGAGAUGUCACGCUAAAACUUAACAGAGUGCUCAUCACCGUGCAAAAACCAAUCAAUGGACCCCAAGCCGAUGACGACGACGACGACGGCGACGUCAUCGCUGGCGAUUGGAAUCGAUUUCGGCACGAGCUUUUCCAGUGUCGGCAUUUAUCGGGGUGGCAAGUUCGAGAUCGUUGCCAGCGGUUCCGGAUGUCACCGGAUUCCGUCGUGUGUGGCUUUCACCGACAAGGCACGGUUGGUGGGUGAAGAUGCGUUGGCCCAGUACGACCGUGAUCCGACGAAUGCCGUUGUCGAGGUGAAGCGAAUACUGGGACGACGGAGUAAAAGUGAUAAGCUACAUGUUCAGUUUAAGGGAGAACGGAAGGUUUACUACCCGGAUGAAAUAUGUGGGGUCCUACUGGAAAGUUUGAAGUCAAUGGCCGAGCGAAAGUUGGGUCAAAAGGUGGGUUCGGCGGUGAUUGCAGUUCCGGCUGGUUUUACCGAUGGUCAGCGACAGGCAAUGCUGGAUGCAGCGGCAAUCGCAGGGAUAACUGUGCUGCGGUUGGUGAAUGAACCGACGGCUGCGGCCAUUUCGGUGGGGAUCAACAAAAAAGUGAUCGGCGAACAGUUUGUGCUGGUUUGUUCCAUGGGCGGAGGAUAUUUGGAUGUGUCCGUGCUGACGGUUUACAAUGGGGUGUUCGAAAUAAAGGCCACCUCGUGUGAUCAGUUGGGUGGAACGGAAUUUGACGAUCGUUUGGUAGAACAUUUCGCCAAGCAAUUUCAGGAGGAACACUCGAAAGAUAUCUUUGCCAGUAAGGAAGCUCUGCGGAAACUACGGAAAGGUUGUGAACAGGCAAAGCGAACUCUUUCCUAUACCAACCGGGCUACGAUUGAGAUCGAAGAUCUGUUGGAAGGCCUAGGUUUUACGGUCAAUUUGAGUCGGGAGCAGUUCGAAGAGCUCACUCGGGAUCUGUUCGACAAGAUCAUGUUGCAUGUCGAGACAGCGUUGCGACGUGCACGCAAAAAUCGGUUUGCCAUUCACGAGAUUAUGCUGGUGGGAGAAUCUUCUCGAAUACCGAAAGUACAGGUGAUGCUCAGUGAAUUCUUCGAUCGUCGAUCGCUCAGUAGUUCCAUCAAUUCCGACGAAGCUGUGGUAGUGGGCAGUGCUAUUGCGGCGGCUAUUUUGAGUGGUGAAAAAUCCGCUGAGAUUCAAGAUAUCCUGUGGUUGGAUUUGGUUCCACGAUCGAUUGCUUUGAUCGCGGAGCACGCAACCGACGCCGCACCGAGGAUUCUGAUCAGUAGAAAUUCGACGGUUCCUUUGAAGGUGAAGCACCGGGUGAAGAGUUUUCGUGAAACGCAACUGCUGUACGAGGGAGAGAGUGCCAUUGUUAGUGAUAAUGUUUUACUGGGGAAGUUACAGAUCGAGGGAACAUUCGGGGACAUUGAGGACGUGGGGCUGCUGUUUAGUAUAGACACUAAUGGAAUUCUGCACGCUGUUGUGGAGGGAAAUAUUGAGCUGAAAGCUACACUGGAGAAAGGAAGACUUGAAAGAUUUGAGAUUGAUAGGAUCGUGUACGAACACAAGAAAGUACUGUUGGAUGCCGAGAAGCUCGAAGAAGAUAGCAAGGAGCAAGAAAUUACGAAACAAAAAAUUGCUUAUCAGCAGACGCUGGAGUUGGAUGAUAAGGCAGGAUCCUGGGAUCGAUUCAGCGAGUGGCUCCACUGUAUUUGUAUAGUAACAUUCGAUCUGGAGUUGGGACAAGCCAUGGAAUUGAUUUAUCCAAAGCACGUUACGCUAAGCGAACAGGAAAAAAUGAACAUAUGCUAUUUGGCCUUUCCGGAUUCCAACUCGGGCUGUAUGGGAGAUUCACAGUUUCACAUUCGGCUACGGGUAUCGCCUGGAUCGGAAUCUGUUCUGACCGGGGAACAUCUCGAGUUUAACUAUCAUUGUUUGCCAGUGCACCGAGCCGAUCCUGGUCACUUCUGGGGCUUUGUGUAUUUCCGUCAGAUCAAGGAUGCUACUUUGAAGCGUGGUUAUUUCCAGAAAAGUUUAGUUCUACUCACUCGAUUACCGUUCAUAAAUCUGUUCUACGAAAUCAGUGCUCUAAUUGCCCCGUCCUUUUUCUCCAGCGGUGAACCCACGCUGGAAGCCGUAUGUGAUAACAUAUGCCAUUGGCCGUCUCUGAUGGCCGGGGAAAAUCUAUCUCUGCACAUUCUAGGAAGCGUUUAUGAAAUCUCAAUCCCAAAGCAAAACAACAAGUCACAGGCUGUCGAGAAAACUGUCAAACCGGAAACGGCAAUUUCGGUCGGUCCGCAAACCCAAAUCAUCGGUUCGAUUCACGAGAUCGACAUAUUCAAGAGUCUUCAGUUUUUCUUACCUCACAUUCAUUUACUCUGGGAGUUGGUCCUCACCGGAGAACCCAUCGUAGUAACUGGAACAUCACCCACCGACUGUGCCCACAUGGUCCAAUCGUUGAUGAGCCUCAUCAAUCCGCUGUCGUACUGUGCCGAAAGUCGUCCCUAUUUCACGAUUCAUGAUACCGAAUUCAAAGAAUUCACUCAGAACAAAAAUGGCCACCCGUCAAUUAUUCUCGGUGUGACGAAUCCGUUCUUUGCGAAAACCCUGCAACAUUGGCCACACACCAUACGGCUGCAGGACAGUGUCGAAAGUCAGCUCCAGCAGCAGAAACAGAAACAAUCGAUUAUCUCAGCCAGUACCAACAACGUCGAGGGGGGCAUCAACUCGUCGUCAUCGUCGGAAUCGGCCGCCGCCCUGUCAAAACUAUCGAAAAUCAAACAAAUCACGAACAAAAUUUUGGACUCUUCGCCGGGAGUCUACACCCAGUACAAACCAUUCAUUGGCAAAGACAAAGUCUUUAUCAAAAAAAUCAUUCUGGGAAUCAAAACCGAGCGUCCGACGUCGGUACAGUCGGCACUGCUUCGGAGACAUCUGCUAGAGCUAACGCAAAGUUUCAUGAUACCGUUGGAACGCUACAUGGCUUCCCUGAUGCCACUGCAGAAAGACAUCUCACCUUUUAAAUCCGCUCCACUUCCGAACCCCUUCAAACAGGAGGACUUUCUUGCCACGCUGGAAGAGUGCGGCCCCCAGUUGACAUUUACCUGCAAGGGUGACUGGGAGGGUCUGUACAAACGUUUCUUCACUUCCCCCAACUUCAAAGGUUGGUACGAGACGCGGUACUUCGAGCUACAGCAAACCCUGCAGGCACUGCACAUGCAAACACUGUCCGAAUCUAAUCUCACCGAAUGGGUCAAGGACAAACACGAGGUCGAAAUAGUCGACAUGAUUCUGCGACUGCGGCAGAAGUUAACCCUUUGCAACAGCACCCAGAUGGCGGCCCUGCCGGUGCCGCUGAACACUAAGGAUACUCGCGAACAGCUGCUGAAACAUCUGGACAGCAUGAAACGCUGCCUACCGGAUGAUCUGAAGCAGAUUUUAAACAAUAUCUGAGCGUAAGAUGAUUUUAAAAAAAAAAGUGAAAAAUGAAAACAUGCUUAGCAAAAAUUAUACAUUCAUAGUCUAAUUAUGGAAAGUUUUAGUUCAAAA